UCCUACCUUGCAAAUCCUAUGCUCUGUUUCAGGGAGGUCACAGUUCCGUUUAACUCACGCGAGGGCCAGUCACGGCGCUCCUGGGCCAUGGCUGAUUCGGAGGCCCCUGAGGCCAGUACUCGAUUGCUGGAGGCGGAGACAAAAAGCUCCCCUCCGGCUGAGGGGGCUGCCCAGCUUUGCAUGGUGGUCAUUGGCAUUGGCUACCUCUUUCCCAUUGCUGCCAUUUGGGCUGCCUUCGACUACUGGAAGCUGCUUUUUCCCGAUCAGAAUGUGGAGUUCGCGGUGACAGCCUUGUACCAGGCAGGUUCCAUCUUGACGGUGAUCGCCUUGUCCUUCGUCGAGACCUUCCAGUUUGGGCCGCGGAUUUUGGGCGGUUUUGGUGGUCAAUUCCUUUGCCUUUCUGCCAUCCUUGCAUUCAAGUGGCUCCCAUGGUCUCCUUCCAUUCUAUAUGACUUGCUGCUGGGUGUGGUGUUGCUAUGCUCGGUGGCCACCGGCUAUCUGGACUCGGCACUGCUGUCGCUGUGCUCACAAUACAGCUCCAAGAUGCAGGCAUACUUGCAGAUUGGUUUGGGCUUUGGUACCCUGGUCUCCGUGGCCUACCGCGACGUCACGAAGCUGGUGUCCUCGGAGGUCUCCGUGGCCUCCACAGCGUUCUUCGUCGUGGCCUUGGCCACGGUGCUGGUGUGUAUCUCUGCUUAUCGCUUGCUGAUGCUCCUGCCCGCCUCACGGCAUCUCUCCGAUGCUGCACCUGGCGCCUCCAGCUACGGCGCAGUGUCGGACACCGCGAAGGGCUCCGGAGCGGCGAGCGGUGCGACGGUCGGGGCGGUGCUGUCAGUGGUGUGGUUCAAUCAGCUGGUGAUCUUUGGGAACUUCUUCCUCACCACCUUGUGCUACCCAGGGCUGAUCACUGCGAUUCCUUGCAAGCAGAUGAAGUCGUUGGAUGUGGACCAAUGGUUUCAAACGAUUCUCUUGACGGUGUCCGAGAGUCUCCACUGCCACCUGGCGCUUGCUGUCGAGUUCCGAGACUGCCCAUCUGGCGCUUGCUGUUGUGGUCCGGUAGUGCCCACUGCGCCCUGGAGCUUGCUGUUGAAGUCUGGGAGUGCACACUGUGAUCAGACUCUUGCUGUUGAGGGAGGAGGCCGGGAGAAGGAGGACGAGGAGUUACGACGCCUCUCUUACAAAUCUGGCCGCCCUCACCUGCCAGGUGGGGAAGAAGCAAAAAGCAGAAAGGGGUGUGUCCUACUUUCAACUAUUUUGCGCGAGCUUCCUAAUAUCCUUUCAAUUUGCGGUCGUGUGUUUGUCUACUUUGUUAAAGCUUGGGGUUGGAUCGCGCCCAAUGGAAGCUUAACUCCAUCAACACAACUCAAGCCAAUGAAAGAGCAGCUGGUAGGGGCUGGUACCACCCAAUGAUCGGCCCAUUCCAGAUUAAAGCGCCACGUGGUCCAAGAGUUACUUGAAGGAACGAUCAUCCAAUGGUCCGAGAGUCUCUGAUCAGCUCAGGUUUGCCAUGUUCGACAUCGUGGCACGCUUUUGCACACACAUUCGCUUCGGCCUUGACCAUGGAAAUAUCCAGUACACGGUCCUGCUCCGAGCCCUCUUGGUGCCUUUGAUGCUGACUUGUGCCGUUGGAACGACCAGCGAUCUUUGGUCCAUGGUGGCCGUCGCGGCGUUUGGUUUGUUGAAUGGCUAUAGCGGAUCCUUGUCGCUGAUCGUCAUCAACGAGAUCCCUGGCCUCACCGCGGAGCAGCGGAAGACUUGCGGUCGAUUGUCCGCCUGUGCCGUAAAUGGUGGGCUGUGUUUGGGGUCCUUGGUGGCCUCAGCACUGAGUGCAAAAUUGCAGUUGGAUGAGUGAAGGAUGCAGUUAACGUCUUCCAGGAAAAAAAUCCACGUGGGUGUUUGUCUCAUGGGCUCAUGUUGUCUCAUGGGCUCAUAGCACGCCGACAGUGACAGUUUUAUACCGGUGGCAAGGCCGGCGGUCUCCAUACGCGAGCUGCGGCCAGCGUCCCUUUGCGUUAUGCUUGUGUUAUUGAUGUGCAACGACAGACACCGCAGCUGGCAGCUGCACUGUCGGCUGCAGAUUCAGAAAGGGCCGCUGUGAUUGGAAUUCGUAGUGUUUUCC
Durusdinium trenchii is the source of this 2119-nucleotide messenger RNA. The record is from the annotation of a GenBank genome assembly. Lineage: Eukaryota; Dinophyceae; Suessiales; Symbiodiniaceae.